Messenger RNA from Danio aesculapii, 880 nucleotides. RefSeq names its product zinc finger and SCAN domain-containing protein 29-like. The record is from RefSeq and is a predicted model, not a curated record. Bases 8 to 787 code for a protein of 259 amino acids. Lineage: Eukaryota; Metazoa; Chordata; Actinopteri; Cypriniformes; Danionidae. The transcript has 3 exons.
ACAAACAAUGUCUGCGAGCGGCAAUCAACCGUGGUCGACCCGGGAGGUGCAAACCUUCCUGGCCAUAAUCGGCGAAGAGAAGGUGCUUGGUAACGGCAUGGUAAGAAACGAAAGGGUUUUUCAGCUUGUUUCUGAAAGAAUGGCUGCGGAAGGGUUCCAGCAGACGGCCGAUCAGUGUCGCCUCAAAUUCAAGAAGUUGCGAAGUGACUACCGUAGAAUAAAACAUAACAGCAGACGCGGUGUGAACCGUAAGAAGAAAAAGUGGUUCGACACCAUGGACGCAAUCUACGGACGCAGACCGGCGAGUUUGGAGAGAAGCGGCGGCAUCGAUACGACCACCUCUUUGCUGGAGUCUUUGACGAACUCUUCUGUUGAAGACCCUCCCAGCCAGCUGGAAACCACGGAGGGAUUUGAUGAGAGGUUGUCUGUGUGUUCCAGUUCGGCCACAAGGACCUCAACACCGACACCUUUACAACCAGCUCCAUCACCUCAAAAUGGACCUCGUCGUAUGCUAUUUGGCAAGAGGAAGAGGGGGCAGCAGGAUGUUGCUGCAGCUCUGGCAAAGUUACAGGCAUCUGAUGAAAGGCAUCAGGAAUGGCUGGAGAGGGUGGAGGACCGCCGUGACCAGCAGUUUAAAAUAAUGCUGGAGGAUAUUCGUGAGGAAAGACGACAUGAGGCUGAAUUAACUCGUCAACACAUGGAGCAGAUGUCGAGCUUCAAUCAGGCCUUCCUCGGCAUACUCGGCCAGCUGGUGCAGGUGCUGAGUAGUAGCCGUAACCCAGCCUGAACAUCCAAAAACUGGACUUUUGAGCGCUGACUUGAAAACUGAAGACACUUUUAACGUUUGAUUGCACCACUUUCUUAUUUUUGCACUACAUAU